This is a messenger RNA of Prunus armeniaca (apricot), 309 nucleotides long. The record is from the annotation of a GenBank genome assembly. NCBI's taxonomy places the organism in Eukaryota, Viridiplantae, Streptophyta, Magnoliopsida, Rosales, Rosaceae.
AUGGCAGAGGCAUUCAAGUUUAAGCUACUUCAAUCCACCCCUUACUAUGCUCAAGCUAAUGGACAGGCAGAAUCUAAAACCCUAUGGGCAUAUAGGACUUCAAAGAGAGAGGCAACUGGCAUGACUCCAUAUGCUUUAACCUAUGGUCAUGAUGCAAUUCUGCCUAUGGAGAUAGUAGUCCAAUAUCUUAGAAUUGCUCAUCAACACAAUCUGACUGGAGAAGACUAUUCUCAAGCCAUGCUGCUAGAACUAGAAGGAUUGGAUACAAGUAGAAUCGAUACCCUCAACAAACUCUUAGCAGGAAAAUAG